GAGCGACCUUCACAAUCAUUUCUGUUUCCGUGGCGGAAAGCUUCGUCGUUCUUUUCUUCCUAUACAAACACCAGCAAAAUGGGUACCAGAAAGAAGGAGGCGAACCUUCGGGCUCGCAAGGGCACAAGCUCCGAUGGCAUGGCCAACGUCCGCACCAAGGGCGAGAACUUCUACAGGACGGCCAAAAGAGUGAAGCAACUCAACGUCCUCAAAGAGGGCAAGGCUCAGCGCAACGCAGAUGGUGUCAUCACCAAGGCCGCGUCUUACCAGAGCAAGGAUGUGCCGACAGCCGUUAUUGAGCCCAACCGAAAAUGGUUCACAAACACUAGAGUCAUCAGCCAGGACACCCUGACAGCCUUCAGGGAAGCUGUAGCUGAGACGGAGAAGGAUCCUUACAAAGUCCUGUUGAAGAGCAACAAGCUUCCCAUGUCACUCAUCAGGGACGGCUCAGAAGUGAAUGGAAUCAAGAAACAUCAAGCAAAGAUGACCCUUGAGACGACGCCAUUUUCAACCACGUUUGGUCCCAAGGCGCAGCGCAAGAGGGUCAAACUUUCAGUAAACUCUAUCAACGACCUGGCAGAGGAUACCGACAAGAGCUUAGAUACCUACAAAGAGAGGCAAGAUCAAAUCAGACUCCUCAGUGGCGCAUCCGGCACGCCUGGGGAUGAUGAAGACGACGCUUCGGUUCCCAUCGCCAAGGAAGCCGUCUUCACCAAGGGGCAGUCUAAGCGUAUCUGGAACGAGCUGUAUCGUACAAUCGACAGCUCAGACGUCAUAAUACACGUUCUCGACGCCAGGGAUCCCCUCGGGACGAGGUGUCGAGCAGUGGAGGAGUAUCUGAGGAAGGAGAAGCCACAUGUGAAGCUCAUUAUGGUGUUGAACAAAGUGGAUCUCCUUCCCACAUCAGUCGUUGCUUCAUGGAUCCGAGUUCUCUCCAAAGAGUACCCCACGGCAGCAUUCAGGAGCUCCAUCACGAAUCCUUUCGGCAAAGGCUCACUGCUCGGGCUUCUCAGGCAGUUCUCGGGCUUGUUGUCAAACAGAAAACAAGUUUCCGUCGGUAUCAUUGGGUAUCCUAACACGGGCAAGAGCAGUCUGAUCAACGCAUUGCGUGGCAAGAAGGUGGCCACCGUAGCACCGAUCCCUGGAGAGACCAAGGUGUGGCAGUACAUCACUCUCACGAAGAGGAUGUACCUCAUCGAUUGCCCUGGAAUCGUGCCCCCCAGCAACGAUGCCUCGCCACAGGACCUCCUUCUUCGUGGCGCCGUCAGGACCGAAAAGGUCGAGAACCCAGAGCAAUACAUACCUGCGGUGCUCGCCAAGACGAAGUUGCGACACAUGGAGCGCACAUAUGAUCUUUCCGGCUGGAAAGAUCACAUCCACUUCCUUGAGCUUUUGGCUCGCAAGGGCGGUCGGCUCCUCAAAGCAGGCGAGCCUGACGUGGAUGGUGUUGCACGCAUGGUGUUGAAUGACUUUUUGAGAGGAAAAAUUCCUUGGUUCACACCACCGCCUGCACUGGAGGGCGAUGCUGAGGGUGUUGAUGGUCGGGAGGGCCGACUUGGCGAGAUGCCUUUGAAACGAAAGCGCGACGACGCCGAGAGCGUUGCCGACACGUCUAUGGGUGCCCCGAGCCCAACAUCAGACGAUUCGGAAGACGAUGAAGUGUCGGGCGAUGAUGAGUUCGAAGGAUUUGGAUCCGACAGCGCCCCAGAUGCGACACCUUCAGAAUCCGAGAAGGCUUCUGUGGCCGAACAGUACAUACAACUAGAGGCUUCUAGCGAGGACGACAGUGAUGAUGACGCCGCUGAAGACGGCGGUGUAGCCAUCACUGGUGUUGGAGGCGGCGACGAUGAUGCAGAGCCACCAAAAUCCCUUUCUAGUCGCAAUUCGAAGCCAAGUCGGCAGCAAAGAAAGGUGAGGUAAGCUGUCGAUGCGGAUUUCAAACCCAAGUAUCAAACGCCGCAGGAGCAUGUCCCAUCGUGAUUUUCACCCGGUCCGAGACUGAAGUGAGAAGGAGAUGUUUGAACCAGUGCCUAUGUACUUCACAACCUGAAAGGGCCUCCACAAGCUGGUGAAAGCUCGUGUCGUAUCCACGGUCACGUUUGCUGUGCCAUUGUCCGAUGAGGGCAUGUUUUGGCCUUCAAACCCGAUGGAGAACCCUUCUUCUGGGUCAGCUAUCAUCAUCCAUUCCUGCGGAUCACUGUAUGUGACUCUUUUCUUGAUUGAAGAUGUGGACCGAGCAUCAUUAGGCCAUAAGCUUUCCCACCAAUCUUUCUGGGAAUUUAUCGAAUAGCAUGACCACGAGCAUGAGUAUGAAAUCAAUACGAGAUACCCACCAGGAAGCCAUUUUCCUGAGAUCACUUCAUGGCCUCGGCGCAAACGAGCAGAUACCCAUGUACCUCUAGGCAAGGCAGGACGCAUCAACACGGUUCUGAAUGUUGACUGACAACUUUUUUCGAGCCGUGGAAAAAUGGGGGUGCUGGGUACAACAUACCAAAUAGAACAUGGCAUUUCAUGACCCAAGUGGACAGGCUUUCGAUAUGGAUUGUAUAUGUCACUCGACAAGAAGCUACAUUCGUGAUUGGAUCCCGUUAAAUUGUCUCUGGGAACCUGUGCGAGAGUGAUGUACACAACAUCUGUACUUGAUCAAAUUUAGGCUUAAUAAUGCCGAGAAGGGAACUUGAAGCGAGUUCAUGUUUACUUCAAGUGUCCAUAUCCAGAGCUUAUCGUUUGGGGAUUGCGAAAUUGGCAUUAUUGACUACUGUAUUAAUAACGUACGCAUACUAAAAC
Molecule: messenger RNA, 2787 nt
Organism: Pyricularia oryzae 70-15
Lineage: Eukaryota; Fungi; Ascomycota; Sordariomycetes; Magnaporthales; Pyriculariaceae
Product: nucleolar GTP-binding protein 2
Exons: 4
Coding region: 79-1920 (613 amino acids)
Cellular component (GO): nucleolus
Molecular function (GO): GTP binding
Source: RefSeq, a predicted model, not a curated record